AUGAACAAGACAGCAGCUAAUUUUCUUGUGCAUCAAUUGUUGAAUAGAAAGGCCUCGGCUAUCAAGGCCACCAAUCCAAUAGUUUCGGGAAAUUUGUUGAGUAGUGGAUCCGCUUCUACUUGUACUAGAUCCUUUUCAAAUAAUUUAUUGUUGAAGGAGAGUAGUAUUAAUUCCGAAAAUCCUGUUCUUGAAACUGCUUCUCAACUUGAUAGACAAAAAUUGAAGGACCUUUUAAAAAAGAAAAACAACAAGGAAAUUUUGACUCUCGGAGAUGCUCCAUCAUUUAAUAAUGUUAAACCAAAAUUACCAAAUCUUACACAAUCAUUAUUUAGUGAUAAGGUUUCUCUUGAAUAUGUUGUUCCUGGAAUUCACUUUAAUGCUAAAGAUUUGAAAAUUUCAUCCCUUGAUAAUGGUCUCAGAGUUUCAACAUUUUCUAAACAUUCUAAUCUGGUUAAUAUUUGCGUCACAUUCAAAGCUGGUCCAAGAUAUGAAAAACCAGAAGAAAGAGGAAUUUCAACAAUUAUCAAUAGAUUAACUUUCGCUCACAGUAGAAAGUUUUCCGAAGAUUAUGUGAAGGAAAAUUUGGAAGAUAAGGUAUUAUACGAAUCAACAUCUGAAUACGAAAGCCAUUCCUUCUUUAUCACUUGUCCAAAGGAUAAGGUAGAAUUGGCAUUUGAAUUCCUUUCUGACACAAUGUUACAUCCAAAGUUUUACCAAUCAGAUAUCGAUGAUGCUAUCGAGUUAUUGAAAUACAAUUUAGAAACUGAAAUGGCAAUUCCUGCAAAUUCUAAUGUAUUGACAGAUUGCAUUUUAAAGUCAUGCUUUGGAACCAACUCGGAAGGAGGUCUCGGAAAUCCUUCAGUAUCCAUUAAGGAAGAUGCUACACCUGAAAUGCUCUAUGAAUUCUACAAUAGAUUCUAUGUUCCUAAGAGGUGUACUAUUUCAUCGAUUGGUAUUGAACACGACAAGAUGUUAUCCCUUGUUAAAAAGUAUAUGGACUUCUCACCAGGAGCCCUCUCUAACAAUUUUGAACCAGUUGCUUUUGCCAAACCAGUUUGGAAUCCUUCUUCAGUCAUGACUGAAUUUUUGGAAAGACCACAAUCUGCCUAUUUACAAAAUAUUCCACCAACUACAUCAUAUGCAGUUUCAUUUGAAGGUAUUGGAUACAAGGAUAGCGAUAAUUUAUUUGUUGCAAAUAUUUUGGAAGUACUUUUGGGAGGAGGUGAUUCAUUCUCAAGUGGAGGUCCAGGAAAGGGUAUUUACUCUGUAAUUAAUAGACAUUAUUUACCUGCCUAUCAAUUCCACAAUAUGAUUGCUCAACAUUUUGCCUAUUCUGAUACUGGUAUUUUCUCAUUCCAUGCAAGUCUUAAUCAUGAAGAAUUGAAUCCAGGUCAACUCCCAGUUGCAAUCUUAACUUUAUUGGCCAAGAUGCCUGAAUAUAUUGACGAUGCCCUCUUGGAUCAAGCCAAGCAACAAUACAAAUCCCAAGUCCUUCACAGUUUGGAAGACAACUCAACAUUGGUUCUCAAUGCUGUUAACGAUUUAAUGUGGAAUGACAAAUACUUUGGAGUUGAUUACCUUGUAGAAAAGAUUGAUUCUGUUUCAAAGAAUGAUAUCCUUGCCAUGAUGGACAAAUUAUUCUACAAUGGUAAACAACCAGGUAUUGCAGCAAUUGGUGAUGUUAACAGAAUAUCGGCUUCUAUAUCAAAUGAACAAUUCCGUAAAUACUACUCUGAUAUUUGUAAGCAAAGAACUGGCAACUCACUCAUGUCCAGAUUAUUCAAGAGAAAAUAA
Messenger RNA from Naegleria gruberi, 1794 nucleotides. RefSeq lists its product as uncharacterized. Gene Ontology annotation, molecular function: metal ion binding. Bases 1 to 1794 code for a protein of 597 amino acids. The transcript has a single exon. Gene Ontology annotation, cellular component: mitochondrion. NCBI's taxonomy places the organism in Eukaryota, Heterolobosea, Eutetramitea, Acrasida, Naegleriidae. The record is from RefSeq and is a predicted model, not a curated record.